AUGGGCGCUUCAAGCAGGGCGCUGUCCAUGGUUCCGACCGUCCUCCUGGCUUUGGCUCUUCCCGCUUUCCCGGUCUGGGCGCAGAACGACACGGAGCCCAUCGUGCUGGAAGGGAAAUGUUUGGUAGUUUGCGAUUCCAACCCGGCUACCGACUCCAAGGGCUCGUCGUCUUCUCCUCUGGGGAUCUCCGUACGGGCUGCUAAUUCCAAGGUUGCCUUUUCGGCGGUCAGGAGUACCAACCACGAACCUUCCGAGAUGAGCAACAAAACCAGGAUAAUCUACUUCGAUCAGAUCCUAGUAAACGUGGGGAAUUUCUUUACGUUGGAGUCUGUCUUCGUAGCACCAAGAAAAGGAAUUUACAGUUUUAAUUUCCAUGUAAUUAAAGUCUAUCAGAGCCAAACAAUCCAGGUGAACUUGAUGCUAAAUGGGAAACCGGUCAUUUCUGCAUUUGCCGGGGACAAAGAUGUCACUCGUGAAGCUGCAACAAAUGGAGUUCUACUCUAUCUAGACAAGGAAGAUAAGGUUUACCUGAAACUGGAGAAAGGUAAUCUGGUUGGUGGAUGGCAGUAUUCAACAUUUUCUGGCUUCCUGGUCUUCCCCCUGUAA
This is a messenger RNA of Gekko japonicus, 606 nucleotides long. RefSeq names its product cerebellin-4. The transcript has 3 exons. NCBI's taxonomy places the organism in Eukaryota, Metazoa, Chordata, Lepidosauria, Squamata, Gekkonidae. Gene Ontology annotation, molecular function: protein binding. The coding region runs from base 1 to 606 and encodes 201 amino acids. The record is from RefSeq and is a predicted model, not a curated record.